This is a messenger RNA of Glycine soja, 1670 nucleotides long. RefSeq lists its product as uncharacterized. The coding region runs from base 219 to 1313 and encodes 364 amino acids. The transcript has 9 exons. The record is from RefSeq and is a predicted model, not a curated record. Lineage: Eukaryota; Viridiplantae; Streptophyta; Magnoliopsida; Fabales; Fabaceae. Gene Ontology annotation, molecular function: catalytic activity.
GUCAGAAGAAAAUAAAAUAAUGAAAGAGUAAAUAAACCCCAAAGCGGCGGCGGGGCUUGUUUCUGCUGUGUGCGCUUUGCGUCUGUGCAAAUGAAUUUUUGUUGCCCUUUUGAAGAUAGUUAGACAAACUAUUUUUUGGGGGGAAGGUUCAAGAGCAGUUUCAUCCUUUGGACAGCUAUUUGGUUUGAAUUCUCCUCUCGUUGCCUGAAAGUUAAACAAUGUCAGGUACAAGGUUUCUCUUCAGUAAUGACAUCCUUUUACGUGCCUCAGAUGCCCCUCCAGUCAAAGGCCUCCUUGAAACUCAUCCGGGUGCAUACACAACAUCACGCACUCACAACAAUGCUUCAUGGUUGUUAUUUUGGGAGAGACACAUGAAAAGACUUUCACAAUCUAUACAAAUUCUAUCGAAUUUGGCGCCAGAGCUUCUAUUUAAAUCUAAUAAUUCUGCAAUUCUGUUACCGUCAUCAGCAACCUUGCCAAUAUGGCAACCCACCGUUCAGAUGCUUGUUAAUGAUUCGGUGUGCAAAGUCUUGCCGAUUGCAUUGAAAGAGAGGAAUGAUUGUGAGGAAUUGGCCAUUACAACUCUUGUUAGUGGUAAUUUGGAGGAAUUAAAUGCAUGUGACACCUUCAGUGAGGAAAGAAUGAGUAAAAUUCUUGAUGUGCAUGUGCAUGUUGAGACUUAUGUUCCUCCUACAUUUGGUAUUUGGGGAAAUGGUGUACAUUUGGCUGUAGUGGGCUAUGGGAGGAAUGUUGCAGCUGCUAAAUAUUCAGAUUGGGUAAGGAUUAGGAAAUCUCUGGAAAAGCUCAGGCCUCCCUCAGUGACAGAACUGUUGCUGUCUAAUGAUGGGGAUCAGAUCCUCGAAGGUUGUGUGACAAAUUUUUUUGUUGUUUGCUGCAAGGAAAGGAAUUCAAAUGAUGAGAAGGCCCUGUGUGAUUAUGGAAAUAAAUACUCUUUUGAAGUACAAACAGCUCCGAUCAGCGAUGGUGUUCUUCCAGGAACAAUACGCCAACUAGUGCUUGAGAUAUGCAGGAGUGAAGGAAUUCCAUUUCGAGAAGUUGCUCCAUCAUGGUCAGAAUGUGAAAUCUGGGAGGAGGCAUUCAUCACAAAUAGCUUGAGGCUUUUACAACAUGUGGAUAGUAUUCAGGUUCCAACAGAAUGGCAAUCAGCCCAUUCUAAAACGUGGAAGGAUAUAUCAUGGACAAAAAAGCAAUUUCAGGGUGGACCUGGGAUGAUCACAACUAUUAUCCAGGAAAAGAUUAUGGAGAAAGCAAUUCUGGAAGGGUACCCAAUAAGUAACAUAUAUGCAGGUUGAAGAUCCCACUGAGUUGCUAAUAUGCUGGGAUGAAACGGACAAUAGUUGAGCAUCUAGUUCUCCCCUUCUCUGGGCUUAUACAUUGGCAAUUCCAUAUUUUCUUAGCUCAUCAAAUAGAUGACAACAGUGUGAUCUCUUGGAAGAUGGCCGUUUUCUUGAAUCUGAAGUCUGAACAACUUCAUGAAUAAGCCAGAGACCAAAUAGAGAGAAUUGGAACAAAAAUAGAGAAAUCAAGUUCUUAUACUGAUGUCUAGCAGGAUUUAUUUACUCCUUCAUACACCACUUGUGUGAACAUUAAUAUCAGCUUAUAUCUGUUUAUAUGGAAAAUGUCUUCCAAAAUCUUUUGCUGAAAAAAAA